Molecule: messenger RNA, 2048 nt
Organism: Aspergillus wentii DTO 134E9
Lineage: Eukaryota; Fungi; Ascomycota; Eurotiomycetes; Eurotiales; Aspergillaceae
Exons: 7
Coding region: 1-1752 (583 amino acids)
Molecular function (GO): FAD binding; oxidoreductase activity
Source: RefSeq, a predicted model, not a curated record
AUGCGUCUGCAAUACCUAUCUUUGAUUCCAGUUCUCAGCAGCGUGGUGGCUGCCUCUGAUUGCAAAUGCACCCCCUCUAACCCCUGCUGGCCCUCCCCCACCGACUGGAAUUCCCUCAACGAAACCAUUUCUGGCCGCUUGAUACACACCACCCCCCUUGGCUCAGUUUGCUAUCCCACCGAACCAAACUACAACAAAGACGCCUGCUCAUCUGUUCUCUCAAACUGGACGAAUUCAGCUUUCCACUCCGCUGAUCCAGCGAGUAUUGAUGGCCCAGAGUGGGCGGGUAGUAGCUGCAACCCGAUCUACCCGAAUGGAACAAGUAUCACGGGCGACCCACAUGCCGGGAGAAAGGGAUGUUCGGUUGGAAAGUAUCCGCCAUAUGUGGUGAAUGUGACGGAGGCGAGUGAUGUGCAGGUUGCGCUGCAGUUUGCGAAGAAGUGGAAGUUGAGGUUUAAUGUGAAGAAUACGGGGCAUAAUGCGGAGAAGACGGCUGCUUAUGGGAGUUUAUCGGUGUGGAUGCACAAUCUGAAAGAUAUCCAAUUCCAUGAAUCCUUCCAGCCACAGUCAUGCAAAACCAACAAGACGCAGAUGGCAGCUACCAUCGGUGCCGGCGUCCAAGACGGAGAGCUCUUCGCAGCAAUGGCCAAAUACGAUGCCAUGGCCGUUGGUGGAACUAACGCUGACGUCGGCUUCGUCGGAUGGGCCACUGGCGGCGGACACGGUAUGGCAACAGGCACUUACGGCAUGGGUGCAGACAACAUCGUCCAAGCUGUGAUUGUCACGCCAACUGGAGACAUUCUCACUGCGAACGAAUGCCAGAAUGAGGAUAUCUUCUGGGCGAUUCGUGGUGGAGGCGGAGGCACGUUUGGCGUUAUCAUCAGUGUCACCGUUAAAGCCUACAAAAUGCCAUCAACAACCUUGGUGGGUGUUGAUCUUUCCAGAAAGAAUGGCACUUCAUCUAAGGAUUGGUGGAGGCAUAUCGCAGAAGUUCAUGGUACAUUCCCGCAGUUGCAGGAUGCCGGAGCUCAUGGGUAUUAUUCUUCGUCUGCUCCUUCCGAGUCGUUUACUAUUUCGCUGCUUCUAUACAAUACCACCAAUAGCACGACUCAGAGGAUCAUUUCGCCAUUGAGAAAGAUGCUAAGCGCAGCGAAUGCCACUGCUACAUUCGCUAUUACAAGCCAGUCCGUUCCAAAGUGGUAUGAUCUCGUCAAGAACCUACCGAAUAUUGAAAGUGUGGGGACAACACAGGGUAUUCGGACAUCGAGGUUUAUACCCCGCCGUGCUGUCGAGGAUGUCGACUUACUCGCUGAGAUGCUGGAGAGGAGUACGGAGAAGGGAUUAUCUGGAAAUGGCGUCUCGAAUCCAUCCAUCUCUGGUACAAUGACAGGCAGCAAGAUAGCAGUCAACAACGCCCUGAACCCAGCAUGGAGAGACUCCAUCGCCCAUCUCAUCGUCAGCCAAAGCUGGGAUGAUACACUGCCUGAAUCUGUGGCAAACAAGACAAUAUACGACAUGACAUAUAAGAGGGGAUAUGCACUCCGACAGCUUGCCCCUGAUUCAGGUGCUUACUUUAACGAGGCAAAUCCAUAUGAAAUCGACUGGCAGUGGUCUUUCUUCGGACCCAACUAUGCUCGUCUUCAUGAGAUCAAGCAAAAGUAUGAUCCGGAGGGGAUUCUCUGGUGUCAUCACUGUGUUGGAAGUGAAAGAUGGGCUGAGAGACGGGAUGGAUCCCUUUGUCGUGCUUAUUGAGUUAUCCGAAUAACUCAGACAGAUGGAUGGAGUGUAUUAUAUUGAAUUCUUUGAAACCGCUGUAUACGAGAAUGUUUCUAUAUUGAUCGCCACUUGCCCGAACAGUACUAGUGCUUAUUAUAAACACAACUAUAUAAACUCGCUCUUUUCUAUUCCUCCAUCUUCCCUUCAUCUCUUCCAAAUAUUUAUAAAAAUGCCCUCCAAAAUCUACCUCGUGACAGGCGCAAACAGAGGCCUCGGUCUCGGCCUCGUCAAAGCCCUCAUCGCCCGCCCCUCCGCCACAGUCAUCGCAACAG